Spodoptera litura is the source of this 5189-nucleotide messenger RNA. RefSeq lists its product as uncharacterized. Lineage: Eukaryota; Metazoa; Arthropoda; Insecta; Lepidoptera; Noctuidae. The record is from RefSeq and is a predicted model, not a curated record.
AAUCAAACAAAAUGGCCGAUGUUCUAUAAAAAUAGUUUUAUGAGAAUAUUGCGAGUUUUAUGGCAAAUAUAAUACAUAUUGUUUUUAAAUAAUGUCUAAAAGAGAUCCGUCAGAUCGACAUGGACAUGACCGAAAGUUGGAUCAGAGUGACUAUGAAAACUUGAUAUCACAACAUAAUUUAUUCGAGGCUUCACGAUCAAAACACCAAGAACUACCAAGUUUUCCAGGAUUUUCCAAUGCUGAAACGCAAACGAAAAACAGUGAUAUAAAAGAACAGGCAGUGCAUUCUGGUCUGGGGCCCUGGCAUUACAACCCCUGGUGGGUGCUCGCUGGGGCCGCCGGCACAAGCACCGCAAGGGCCCUGCCGUCCCAAGACGGCUAUUCAGAACACAGUGAACAAACUAAAGUGAAACAAGAGCCACCUGGUCCUGGGACUCCAGACAGGGACCCGCUACAAUCGGACUUGGAACAGUUUCAAGCAGAAACAGUUACACCUCCAGUUGGAUUGGAUUCUUUUUGUGAUGACUGUUCAGACCCAUUUUGUGACUCAAGUUCAGCAAUAUGUCGCAAAUUAUUCCACUGUCCCCACUGCCGUAAGAGCUAUCCAACAAUUUUAGAAUUUAACACGCAUUUGACAGGAGUUCAUCCAGCACAAAAGCCUUUUCGAUGUCAAAUAUGUUUGGAACCUUUUUAUAAAAAAUCACAGCUACGAAGACAUCUGGAUGCUAAUCAUACACGAAAAGAUGUGAACAAAUGCUCAGUGUGCUCCAAAUAUAUUAAGGAUAAGAGCAAUUUACGUAAACACAUGCAAGUACACACAGGUCGUGUACCUCAGAAACAAUUCAAGUGUGAUCUGUGCAACAACAAGCGCUACAUGUCAUUAGACAGACUUAACAAUCAUAAAGUGGUGUGCACAGGAGAGAAAGUUCUCAAGUACUGUGACAUGUGCACUAAAGUUUUUGAUAAUUCAAGAUCACUCAAUAGCCACAAAAAAGUACAUGCUAGGGAAUUGAAGUGUGACAACUGUGGAGAACAAUUACGCUCAUUAGAGCAAUUUACAAAUCAUAAGAUGAUUUGUCAAGGAGCUACAUCAGAAGCAAGUGCCAGCCAUGGUCAAGCUAGUUCAGGGCACGCUGGUAUGCCAACCAUGGGGCGCUGCUGCACUCAGCCUGGAAUAUGUGAACAUGACAAGCCCGCCUACCUGAACAUACCUGGAUAUGCGGCUGGUAGAGUGCUGGAUGCCACUCUUUCCUCUUUGAAAUCAGAGCUAAACUGAUGACAGAUGCCGCACUGGCUUACAAAGUAACUAAUUAAUUCAUAUUAAAUUAAACAGUUUCUUUUUUUACAAGAUUACCAAAUAGAUAAAUAAAUGACAGUAAUAAUUUUCACAAUAUUGAGAAUUUCACAAGACUGAUGCAAAUAUCCCGCCUCACGACUUGCUUUAUUAUUACCAUUUAAAUUUAGGCUUUAGUUAGUAGGUAAAUAAGAGUAAGUUACAUAUAGCCAUUUAGACAUGUUCUCAUAUAUUAGGAAGGGAGUGGGUAAUAUAUUUGAAUAUGCUUAAAUUGUUAUAACCACCUUUAAGUUUUAAUUAAAAUAAACCAUAGCUGUUGAUUGACAGUAAAAUAGAACCAGAUCAUACAUGCAACAAUUUAUUGUACGUUUAUCAGAUAUAUUUUUUUAUAAUUUGAUAUCUUUUCUAUAACAAUGCUUUUGACUGAUUUAGAGUAAAGGUGAAUGUGCAGUAUUACAAACAAAAACAAUUUUUAUUUUUCUAUUUUGGAGAAGUUAUAGAGUAUGUUAUUUUUAUAAUUUUAGAACAUAAUAUUUUAGUUUUAUGUACCUAAGUUGUAUGCUGUAUCGGUCAGUGGAGGUGUAUGAGGAGCGUAUUAUAUUUUCUGGGGCUCUGAUGUACAUUUUUCCAAAGACAAUUUAUAAUGUAGAUGUGUGUAGUUUCGUAUGCAUGUAAUAUAUAUGUGUAUUUCGAAUAUUUUCUAAAGACAUCUUUUAUACACAUCGCUGUAGAACAUUAAGUUUGAUAAUGUUACACCUGUAGGGUAAGUUAAACUUGGUGAAGUGCAAUGUAUCGUUGGCGAAGCCUUGUGCAUGUUAUGGUUAUUGGAAUUAUGUAUUUGUUGUGUUCUCCCUACCCAUAAUAUUUAUUCUUGAAGUGUUAUACACUGAAAAAUUAUUGCUGCAAUUUAUAGAAUUAUAUUAUAAUGUUUUUAAAUAUAUAAACACAAUAUGUGUACACACACCUAAUUAUAAGAUUCGAGGCUAUAAUAUCUAAAUCUAGUAAGCCUUUAUUAUGCUAAUAUUACGUCAUAAGAGUUUAUUACUAUACUCUCAAAUUUUAUCUUAUAUACUUAUAUUUUUUUAAAUCUUAAUAUUUCUAAUUUUAUUUAUUUUGUUCAUGUUAUGUGGAAAGAUGAGUACUUCAAUCUGGAGGCUUUUUAUUCAUUAUCCGUUGUUGCUAUUUUUUUUAUUUACAUUUGUUUUUAAUACUAAUAGCUUAGUUUAUUUUAAUAUCUUUAUCACUUAGUUACAUAGUUUAUAUUUUGAAGAAUUUUAAUAAAUAAGUUUGUAAGUUCCAUACAGGAAUCUUGCUUAUACAAGCCACCGAGAGAAAAUAUUGGGUUUAUUAUACCAAAUUCGUUUUAUAAAGUUAAUAAUACAUAAUAUUAUAAUUUAGUUACUUAAUUAUCGGAUGAUUUUACGGCGUCUUGGUUGAAUAAUGUCUAGGUUAACAUUUAUGUUUAAUUUUUAUUGGUCUUUGGUAAUCGCAAUGCGUCUUGAGAAGUAAGUGAAUACAAAAUGAAAGCAGUAAAUUCACUUGAUUGUCAUGCAUACUUUUUAUCCAUACUACUAAGCGGAUAGUUAGAUGGCGGUAGUUAAAAGAUUUUUAAAAAGUUCUCUGUAACCGUGAUGGUAAUAUUAUUGUGCUAUUUUUUAUCGGUACAUUCCUAAGAGGUGGGAAACAAGUAAUAACUAAAAGCACUAACAGACGAUCGAAAUCGAACCGUACCGUCAAUUUUGUUCGGCGGUCCGGUGGACUCCACUGAAAAUGUGCGAGGGACCACUACACACACUGUCAAGUGACGGUUCGGUUCGACCGUUUAUUUGUGCUUUUGCUUGUAUUACUUUAUAUAAAAAAAUCGGAUCACCUUACUUCUCAAGAAGCUCCAUAAAUAUCCAUUGUAAGUUGGUUUGUUUCACAGUUACGAGUCGGUGUACAUGACCGAAAAUGUGUUCUUUAAUUCAGUAAUGUAAAUUUAAAUGUAAGUAUUUUGAGCUGUACUGUUUAUCUCGCGCUACUUAACGAUUUCUCUAUCAACACAAAAUUGUAUAAUCAUCAACACUUAAUGUAAACUUUUAGAGCGUGCUCGAUUAGUUUAAGUUACGACCGGGGCUUAUAAUCGAACUCAUGAGAAACUUGCUCGGCGACUGAAGUUGCAAAACCAACUGAAUUUACUGGUCAUAGCUUACAACUAGUCAAAUGAGCAGUUAAUAUCAUUCAAAAAGUUCUAAUAAUAGUACUUAAACUGUCAAACACCAAGCGGUCACCGGUCACCGCAACCUAUUGUUCUAUAAUUGUGUCUACAAAACCGGUACUCGACGAGUUAAUUUAAAAAAGUAAAUAACGCCGAUCUUUUCUACAUUUUUAAACAGAACAGCUCCAAAUAACUAAUUUGCUAAUUGCCACAAAGUUGUCAAGCGUCUUCUUAUUGGCACUAACAUUAUCUGUAAGAAAUUUAAUCUAAAGAAUAUAUUUUAUUAUGAAAUAUUCAUAAGUUUAGUGUAGAGACGUCUUUAACAUCAGGUACUGAACUUAAAUAUUGAGGGCGCGCGGAAAAUGACAAUAAUAUAUUGUGUAAUCUAUCACAGAAACAUUCAUGGUCACUUUAUAUCGCCGCUUCGUCCUCAUUAUCGCUUGAAUUUCACGAACUUCUGCUAGAGCUGCGUGUACUUACAAUUCGGUAGGCAUCACUUUACUAUGAACCUAUUCCACUUUACUGAUGGCACAGAAUUAGGAUAUUGAGACCACACCAUUAUUUCUUAACAACAUAUACACUGAAUCAUGUUUGUUAGAUGUUUAAAAAUAGACGUCACGUUUUAACAGUACCUGUAAUGCUAUGGAGAAACAAUUAUUGAGCAAAGCUUACAUUGGACAGUAAUGUUAAAAGUCUUCAUGGAUUUGUUGUAAUGUUAAUGUUUGAGUUUAUAUUGCAUCAGAUAAUACACCUCAAAAUUUUUGUAUCUGUGCAUGUUUAGAGAUGUAACAAAAUUAUACUACAUUUAUAAUGUAAUCACUUUAUACAUAAUUAUGAAAGUUAUUACUUAUUAGUGUAUAUCAUUAUUACGAGUAUAGCCUAGACACCCGUUUGUAAACCAAAAUUAUCAUCUAACCACCGACAUUGUGACUGAUUCUGCCAUUUGUUUGGAUUGAUAUUAUACAGAAAAUAUAUACCAUUAGGUACCUAAAUAUUUGUCUUUGUAGUUUUUUAGCAUGGUGUGUAACUUUUAAUGCACCUAGACUUAAGAAAAAAAGAUGUGUUCAUAUGAAUUUAGUUAGGUACAUAGAUAUAGUUCAUCUAUUUGAUUAAUGAUUAGUAACGUAGACUGUAAAACAGUGUAAUGUGAAACUAUUCGAACGCAUUGUUUUCCGACUAUACCUUCCAUUGCAUACCUUGUCUAAGCCAAAAUCAUUUUUACUGUAAGACAUGUUGUCGUAUGGCACUUGUGGAAACCGAUGCUGCCUUCGUUACAUGCCCCGUUUAUUUAUUAUGUACCUACCCUGUAGAACUUAGUUAUUCAACGCAAGUUAAAAAUAGCGUACCUAACGUUACUGAAUACCACGAAUAAAUGACAUUUCCUUUCUGUUAAAAUAUUUUAUUAUUUCUUAGAUUUCCCCUUCCUUACGAAUAUAACACGGGACUCAACUUGUGAAAGGAGGUUACCUAUUUCAUUGAACUUGUGCAUUAUUUAUGUUCACUAGGCAGAGGUGAUGAUCUGUCUCUUUUGGAAAUGACAAGAUGUGAUAUUAUGUUAUCGAGUUAUUAGUUCCUAAAAUAACUACCACUACUUGCCCGAUUGUAGUUCAUAGCACUAGUUCGCCUCUACGAAGCAAAGGCUUUCGAAUUCGAUUCCGUAUCGGUCAAUUUUUCGUCUAUUUUUAAUACUUUAUUAGA